GCUCAAAAUGGACAUUUUCGGAGCCGAAUUGACACCAGUAAACAGUUCGGUUUUACACAACUGAUAUAACUUUACCUCAAAAUUUCUUUCUUAAGGCACAAUCGAUUGAGUUUUAUCGAGUUUUGCGCUUGAUUAGCUUUAUCGGUGUUUGACUGACGUCGGGUCGAAUGAAGUCUCGCGAGAUGAGAAUGUUAACGUGAAGUCGUGCUAGCAGCUUUUUUAGCCUGCUUCAAAACCUAAACACACUGACACACAUACUUACAGUACACACACUCUCUUUCUCGCUGGAGUUUAGUUGAUUGUUUUUAAAGGAUUACAAAUAAAGAUAAAUGGAAGCCAUGUUGAUGGAUGUAUAAUAAGAUAUUUAAAAAUAUUGAUAAGUUUAAUAGAGAGAGAAGAAGGCUGGUUGUUCUUGUGAGGUAUUUGAAAGCUAACGUUAAUGUUUUUCUACCGAAGGGAGAGGCGGGGAACACACACACACAACACACACACACUAUUAGUUUUUGGAUGCAGUCGCUUUACACGGCAUUUCUUUGGGAAGUCUGAUUCUUCGGCCUGGAUUUCACUUUCCUGAGGACAACAGCAAGAUUUCGAGGCGUUUCAUGGAUUAUCUGUGUUUCAGAACUCUGUGCUGUAAAGGUCCGCCCCCUCCCAGACCGGAGUAUGAUGUAGUGUGUAUUGGACUGACGGGCUCUGGAAAGACCAGCCUGCUUUCCAGACUGUGCAACGAAGCCACAGACACGAUCGUACCUACCACAGGUUUUAGCAUUAAAGCAGUUCCGUUCCAGAACGCCAUCUUAAACGUCAAAGAGCUGGGAGGAGCUGACUCCAUUAAGAAGUACUGGAGCCGUUACUAUCAGGGCUCUCAGGGCGUGGUGUUUGUGUUAGACAGCGCUUCAUCUGACGAGGAUCUGGAGGCGGCGCGUACAGAGCUGCACUCGGCCCUGCAGCACCCACAGCUCUGCACCCUGCCCUUCCUCAUCCUCGCCAACCAGCAGGACAAACCGGCUGCACGCUCCAUCCACGAGAUAAAGAAAUAUUUUGAGCUGGAACCUUUGGCUCGGGGGAAGAGCUGGUUGCUCGAGGGAAGCACAGUAGACAACAUGGAUGCCGUGAAGGAGAGCUUCAGCCAACUCAUCCACCUGCUGGAGGAAAAGGACCAGGAGACAGGCAGGAUAUGAACUGGGAAUUUUCUCCGAAUCCCAGCAUUUGCCAUCCUGGACAGUACAGAUGUCCAUCUCCUCACCACAGGCGAGAGUGUGUGUGUGUGUUUGUUUUUACUCUGACUCAAACACAGAAGGCUGAAAGACAUACAGAUUUACACAAGUGGAGUUUAUAUCGUAUCAUAUAUAUUUGACGUAUGAUAUGUUGUUAUUAGGUUCUCUGUGUUACUACCACAAGUUACCGGACUGUCGAUUCGCGUCGUCAGUAAACACAGUUCCAUGUUCUGUGUCCUGUGUAAUGCAUACCUAGUUGCACAUUGCUGCAUAACUGAUAAAGUUAAACACUUUUUUUUUUCUUGGUAUGUAGAGAAACUAGAUAGAUAGUUUUUCUUAAUAUGUAAAUUGUUCUGUUUAGUAUGUGUGUGUGUGUGUGUGCGCAAAAUGAACGUUUGUACUUUAAAAGCCUUAAAGUAUGAGAUGUGGUGGGUUUUUUUUUUUUUAAAUCAAACUACAGUGACUUAUUAAACCAUAAAACAGUCUUAAAUAAUCAUGGCUGUGAAUUUAUCACUUUAUUCCCAAAACCAUAAACAAAAAUUCCAAGAUUCCAGAAUGGCAGAAUUCCUCUGCAUGUCUCUCUGGUUUAAUUUGUAGUAAUCAUGCAUCGUGCAGGAAGAUGAGGAUUGUUUGAGGUUUUGUGAUGCAUUUCAGUACUGUUAUUCUGUAGUUGUACUUUUUUUUUUUUAUAACCACAGCAUAUCAAAGUGGAAGGGUUUUUCCUGUCCGAGAUCUGUCCCUUCUCUCUCUCUCUCUCUCUCUCUCUCUCUGUCCUAGUGAUUUAUCACAGGAAUUCUUCACCAGAAUGAUGUAGGGCCGGUUACACAUCGUGAUCUCGUUCUUAUAAGGUUCUAUUUGGGUUUUGAGAUCAAUGUUUUGACAUUCCAGCUACUGAAAUGUGAAAUUUGCGUUGUAGCUCAACAAGGACUGUGUGUUGAUUCAAAUUUAAAAGUUACAUUAUCAUAAUUCCAACGUCGGCCUUUUUUACUCAUUCAGAACAGUUUUCAUGUUUAAGGCCAGUAGGGAUGGGGCAUAAUAAUACGUGAGCAUAACACUUUUUCAAAAUAAUCCUUGUACAAAUCAUCACCGCUAUUAACUUUAUUUGUAAAAUGUUAGAUUUGACACUUCAUUGUAAGCCUGGUUAAUCUUUUUCACGUAAUUUUCAUCCUUUUUUUUGGUUGAAAGCGCCGACUAUUGCCCCGUUUACAGCCAAAAUCCAAUAAAUAUAGCUACCUGAUAUUAACUUUUCUAACAUUAGCAAAAUCUUGUUAACGUUUAAUGGAUUUUAUUUCAGAACGUGAGAUAGGGAGAAGGGGGUGUGGCUUCCAUGCAUUGAAGCAUCAAUGCAACAUCUUUUGUUGAUCUAGUUUCUAGAUUCAUAUGUUGAUUGGCUUCCAUUUUAUUGGUGAGAAAAGGUGUAUUUUUUUUUGUGAUAAUUCAUACGAGUGUACUCCGAUGUAAAAUAAAGUUAGCUUUCUGCUGCAAAAGAUGUUUACAAAUGACUUUAUAAAAUUAUGAUGCGUCUGUCGAUAAAAGCUACUUUCGCUCCGUGAGGCUUCAAGUCUUUACAAUGUGGAUUUAGAUCAUUCAAGGCUGCCGAUGUUGCAUUCAUCCUGGAUGAUUGGCUGGCAGAUACCGUAGCACCUUUAUAAAAUCUGUAACUCUGGAAAUAUAGUUUUGUUUUGUUUGUUUUUUUUAAUUAUUGCACCAAAAACUUUGCGCACAAAAUAACCCCACUACAAGACAAAGUGAUGAAAUUUCUCAAGCAAGCUGUCGGAUAGAACCUGGAUAAUACCGAGGUUACGAUACAUCAAUGAAUUCGCCUUCACUUUUCUAUGUCUCGUUAGAUUUCAGUAAAUUUUCUUACUGUUGCCUCUGAAUGUAAAGCUCCACUAUCCUUUUCUCAAACCGUCAGUAGUGCCUCUUGUUUAGAUGGAGGUCCUCCAUCUAAUCCUUUUUUUUUUUUAAAGCUCUGUCUCCCUUCCCAACUUCAGACUUGAGUGCCAAUCCAGUCACUAUCCAAUCCAAACUAUUCCUCGUGCCAUUAAUUACGGUGUCUCUCCAAAACCAAAAGAAAUCCUGCUUUAGCUCUAAUGAUGCCGAGACUUUGUAGCAUACAUCCAGCAUUUGUACCGCUUGAAAAGACUUUAAUAGCCACCUGGGCAAUUUAACUGCCUUUUUAUAAUUCACACAAUUUGUACAUUUUGUUACAGAUUAUCAGUUUUUGUUUUGUUGUUUGUGUUUAAUUUUAGUUUGUUUUUAGUUUUUUGAAGGCCACAUGCCUGUCUUUGUACUGGAACAAAUUUAAAUACAUCAAAGUUUAGAUCAUGACGACUGGGAUGUCAGUCAAAUUGUGUGUGUAUGUGUGUGUGUGUAUAUAUAUCUGUAAUUUAUGCGUAAUUUCCACUGAGCGACAUGAACAAUAAAGGCUGAAAUAGGAGAAAUUA
Neoarius graeffei (lesser salmon catfish) is the source of this 3664-nucleotide messenger RNA. RefSeq names its product ADP-ribosylation factor-like 15b (gene arl15b). Bases 603 to 1181 code for a protein of 192 amino acids. Lineage: Eukaryota; Metazoa; Chordata; Actinopteri; Siluriformes; Ariidae. The transcript has 5 exons. Gene Ontology annotation, molecular function: GTP binding; GTPase activity. The record is from RefSeq and is a predicted model, not a curated record.